Messenger RNA from Larimichthys crocea (large yellow croaker), 3946 nucleotides. RefSeq names its product SET and MYND domain containing 4 (gene smyd4). Gene Ontology annotation, biological process: heart development. Bases 74 to 2422 code for a protein of 782 amino acids. The transcript is spliced from 10 exons. Gene Ontology annotation, molecular function: histone deacetylase binding. Lineage: Eukaryota; Metazoa; Chordata; Actinopteri; Sciaenidae. Gene Ontology annotation, cellular component: cytoplasm; nucleus. The record is from RefSeq and is a predicted model, not a curated record.
CUCGUGAACUUGAAACGGACUCAAAACAAACCGAACACAUCCUCCGGUGCUCACGUGGCUUUGCUUGGAAGUCAUGAUGGACUUUCCGUGUGUCCGGUGGCAGGAGUAUGCUGCACAGAAAUGGGUCGGACUCGAACCCGAGCUGAAGGAGCGUUUCACAUCCCUUCAUGACGUAGAUGAUGUGUUUAAGUGCAGCCUAACUCUGACAACCGAAGAUGAUCUGGACUUUGUGCAGUCCAUCUGCACAGGACACUCUGUCCAGAAGGACACAGAACAAGCAGCCAAAUGCAGAGAGAGGGGCAACUCGAGCUUCAAGAGUAGAGACUACACUGCAGCUGCUAUGCACUACUCCCAGGGCAUAUGUUUUGCUCCCAUAAGCUCGAAGCAGCUUGUCUCGUGCUUUGCCAACCGUUCUGCCGCGCUCUACCAUCUGCAGCACAUCAGUGUUUCUGUUUUUCCUCAGGAAUCCCUCGAGGACAUAGACGAAGCUCUAAAGAACGGCUAUCCCUCUCAUCUUUUACACAAACUGGAGGAGCGUCGCACACAGUGCCUCAAACACCUCUCUGCAGGUCAAAAGGCAAAAGAGGCUCAUCACAACACUGCCUCAAAGAAUCAUGAAGGCCGAGACCCAGAGGGGCCGCUCACAUUUGGGAUCUGUCCUCACGCAUCUGUCGGUUUCAGCCUGGAGAAAGGUCGACACCUGGUGGCUGCAGAUAGAAUAGCAGCUGGGGACGUGAUCCUCCAUGACAGGCCAUACAGCUGUGUCCUUAUACCAGGGAUGGAGGAGGUGAAAGGGAAAGGAGCAAGGCAGAACAAGGAGCGAAGAGUGUUGUUUGGAAUGGAGCACAGGCGCUGUCACAGGUGUUUGACUGAAACGCUGCGUCCUGUGCCAUGUCAGUGGUGUAGUUACAGCCGAUACUGUUCAACUUCCUGCCAGCGAGAUGCCUGGGAAGAACAUCACCGCUGGGAGUGUCCGCUGGGUGCAGAUCUGAUGGUGAUGGGAGUGAUGUCACAGCUCGCUCUGAGGGUAACACUGAAGGCGGGGUUAAAAAACAUCAAAAUGGCCAGGGAUCCAAUCAGAGACAAGCACACAGAGUCAGAGCCAAGCUGUCUUAACAGAGAGUCAAGUGAUUCCUCUCCAUGUCAUACUUCGUACUGCAGUGACUCUUACCUGAGCGUGUUUCACCUGCUGCACCACCUGGAUCACCACAGUCCCGGUCUGCGUUUCCUGUAUGCGGUUACCGUAGCAACGCUCUACCUAAAGCUGAUCAAGGCAGGACCUCCACCUGCGUCCUGGGACCUCAGUGGAAACAGCCAGUCACCAGAUGAGGAGGGAGGUUUCAGAGAUUGGAGCUCUGAGCUGUGGCUGCUGGGAAGUGCAGUGUUGAGGCACAUCCUGCAGCUGAGGUGUAACGCCCAGGCAAUAGUCAUGUUGCAAGACACAGGAGCAGCAAACUCACCAGUGCAGUCGAGCAUGGAAAUCCGCAUUGCUACGGCAAUAUUCCCAACUCUUAGUCUUUUGAAUCACUCCUGCUGUCCCAACACCAGCCUGGUGUUCAGCAGUGGAACCAGUGCUGUUUCCUCUGGUUCAGAUCUGUCUGCAGACCUCAGUGAGAGAGUAGCUGACGACAGAAGCACAGCCUGCGGAGUCACUGUAACUGUCAGAGCUGCCAAAGUUAUCGCUCCCGGACAAGAGAUCCUGCACUGCUAUGGUCCCCAUAGCAGUAGGAUGGCAACCAAAGAACGUCAGCACCUCCUGCAGGAACAGUACUACUUCCUGUGUCAGUGUGAGGCCUGCACUCUGCAGCAGGAGGAGGACGAGGAGGGCAUAGAGGGCACACAGCAGUGGUUGGGUACUGAUGGCAGUCCACACAAGUCUGGUCUCCUGUGUGGCAAGUGCAAAGAAUCUCUCAAAAAUAGCAGUGAGGACAGAGGACUAGGAUUUCUAUGUUCAUCCUGUGGUCAUCGCGUGCCUUCCUCUGAAGUGAACCACAAGCUGCAGGAGAUCAGGGUCGACCUGGAAAAGGCUGUGGACCUCAUGGAGAGAGACAGACCAGAUGAGGCUCUUAGCCUGUUGAAAAGAACCCAGUGUCAGUCCGGGCUGAUCCUUGCAGAGACACACCCACUGCAGGGAGAGCUGGCAGAUGCCACGGCCAGAGCAUAUGCUACUAUGGGUGACUGGAACAAUGCAGCCUCCCAUCUUGAGCGAAGCUCUGCAGCUAUUGGUUCCCAGUACGGAGCAGACAGUAUUGAACUGAGUCGUCAACUCUUCAAAUUAGCUCAGCUUCACUUCAAUGGUGGUGCCAGAGGACCGGCCCUCUCAGUUAUCCCCGAGGUCAGACGCCUGCUCUGCCUUCACUGUGGUCCUCAGUGUCCGGAAUUACAGGAGCUGCAAGCUAUGGAGGACUGUCUACGAGGGUAGUCUUACUUACUGAUGAAAAUGAUUCAAAUCUGUGUAUUCUUCUCUUUGAGAAACUAAAAUGUUCCUUUUUUACAAGCCCUUGUGUUUGUAUAUACAUGUACUUUUAUUGUGAUAUAUAAAUACACUGUUCUAGAAGCAACACGCGAGUCUGCACAGCUGCCAAAUGGCCACAGGUAUACAUGCGGUUGAUUGUGGCUCUCUGACCUCUUGGUGUCAGAAUGUAUCCAUCAAUAGUUUCAAUUUCAUGCUUCAGUGGUGGCCGUGCAGCACAAGGCAACUUUUCCACCAGGUGCUUCCAGCUUCCAUGUAAAGAAUGAGACUGAAGGGAAUGUGCGGGCUUUUAAUGACCGUGGUUAAGAAAUGGUUUAGAUUCCAGCUGGUUAAUCAAUCUAUACAAUCUCCAAAUACCCUCGGCUGCUACACACACAUAUAGGUACACCUCUGACCUUCAGGUGGCAGCAGUUAGCCACUGACAAAUUCAAUUUCAUGCUCUGAUGGCUGGAAAGCAAGAUGUAGCACUGACUGGACCUACAGCACCCACCCCAUGUCCUUCAAGACCUUUAUACAUCUAACUUAAAAGUCUUUAAAGGCCUGUUAAAGCAUGACAUGUAUGUUAAGGCUUUUAGUUUUUCCCUCUCUCAUUUCAUAAUGGAUCAGUAACCCUCUAUGUAACUAGUGGAUGAAGAAUAAUUUCUAGUGUGUCACAUAAACGGUCAGAAAAUAAGGUGUCCGGUCACUGUGAGCUCUGCAGUAGAGGUUCACUGGUUUUCAGACAUGAGAGACGACUCCUGUUGAGCAAAGACAAUAAAAUAGCGAUCACAGCUGGAACUCUGAGGCAUCUGCCAGUUAGACAUCGCCUGUGUCUGGAGGGCGGCCAAUCUGACAGACGUGGAUAAGUACUUGCAGGAAGUCAAGGUUAAGUCAAAAACACCACAGAGGCAGCUGGUGAGUCGUGUAACAGUGAACUCAAAAGGCCCCACCGGGCAGGUUCCUGCUGAUCACUGUCAUGACGAGGUUGCCACAGGUCCCGGACCAAUGAACGGAAAGUCAAGAGACAAACAAGUAUAGUAAUAUCACAGGUCUUUAGAGUAUUCAGAGGAAAACUCAGAUCACAGCUGCAGACGAUAAUUAUUUUCAUCAUGUAUCAAUCUGCUGAUUAAUUUCUCCAUCUGGUUUGGUCUGUAAAACAUUGAAACAUCCUGAUACAUGUACCAUUUUGUCUGAUCAACAGUUCAAAAUGUUUACUCCAGUGUAAGACACAUUUGAGACCCUGGAAUUACAAAUUAAAAAACAAAACAAUGAGUGAAUUGAUUAUCGAUUUCUGUUUUAAAUCAACUAAUCAUUGCAACUCUGAGUUUACACAGGGUUGACACAACCUUCUUAAAAUAAACAUCAGACAAUACGUACUGCAAAUAGAAACGUGUCCUUUCUGUAACCCGAGAUGAUUUUAUUUUGUCUUAUUACUGAUCAUGUUGAUGCACAGUCUGUAGACAGUCAAACAAUACAAUACAUUUUUGAAUUCAA